UUUCAGGUCACUUGAUGCAAAAAUAAGCUUUUUGACAUCUUGAGGUGUGAAAUUUACAAGAGAACAAUGAUCACUGUACAUAUUUUUGAAUACAGAAUUAAGGAGGAUAAUCUUUUUUUUGUAUUAUUUUAUUUUAUAGAACAUUAUAAACACCACUGGUUCCCAGAAAAGCCAUGCAAGGGAUCAGGUUACCGAUGUAUCCGGAUCAACCAUAAAAUGGAUCCUCUCAUUGGACAGGCAGCACAGCGGAUUGGAUUGAGCAGUCAGGAACUGUUCCAGCUUCUUCCAAGCGAACUCACUCUAUGGGUUGACCCGUAUGAAGUGUCCUAUCGUAUUGGAGAGGAUGGCUCCAUCUGUGUGCUGUAUGAAGCUGCACCAGCAGGAGGUAGCCAAAAUAACACCAACAUGCAAAUGGUAGACAGCAGAAUAAGCUGUAAGGAGGAACUUCUCUUGGGCAGAACUAGCCCUUCCAAAAGCUACAAUAUGAUGACUGUAUCAGGUUAAGAUAUAGUCUGUGGAUGGAUCACCUUUAAAAUGGAUGGAUAAAUUUGGUUUUUACUUUGGGUGGGCACCUCUGGGGAUGGAUUAUGGAAUUUAAACCAUGUCACAGCUGUGAAGAUCUGGCACACGUUAGAGUGGUAUACUUUAAAGUGACAGUGCCAUAGUUUGGACAGUACCUUUCAGUGAUUUAAUAGCCUGUGAGUCAAAAUGAUUGCAACUUGCUAGGGAGUGAAGAAGAUCUAGGAAGAGUCAGUUUCUCCAAGACAUCUUACUUAAUUUCUACACCAAUUUUCAACUCCAAUCUGUAUUUAUAAAGUGAUUCUCUGCAGUAGGUCUUGCAGAGUAAAUUUGCACUAUUACAUUUAUUAAUUGUUAGCAUUUUUGGCAGCUCAAUAACAAGACUUAUGAACACCGUAGUACUGGAAAUUUUAUUUUUCAGACUUUUACCUAGCACUUAAAGUAUUUAUAAAUGUACAUAAGAAACUAGUAAGUAUGACCUGGGGAAAUGGUCAGAUCUUUACAUUGGCCUCAAAAGUAGCAAGUGAUCAGAAUCUGCCAUGGCAACAGGCUUUAAAAAGACCAUAUAAAGACACUGUCUGAACUGUGGUGUUAGCACCAGCCAGCUAUCUGUACAUUUGCUAGCUUGUAGUUUUCUAAGACUGAGUAAACUUCUUAUUUUUAGAAAGUGGAGGUCUGGUUUGUAAUUUCCUUGUUCUUAAUUGGGUAAAAGUCUUUUCCACAAACCACCAUCUAUUUUGUGAACUUUGUUAGUCAUCUUUUAUUUGGUAAAUUAUGAACUGGUGUAAAUUUGUACAGUUCAUGUAUAUUGAUUGUGGCAAAGUUGUACAGAUUUCUAUAUUUUGGAUGAGAAAUUUUUCUUCUCUCUAUAAUAAAUUGUUUCCUAUCUUGGCAUUUUAA
This is a messenger RNA of Mesitornis unicolor (brown roatelo), 1419 nucleotides long. It is a transcript of the gene BTG1, whose product is annotated as B-cell translocation gene 1, anti-proliferative. Gene Ontology annotation, biological process: negative regulation of mitotic cell cycle; negative regulation of cell population proliferation. The transcript has a single exon. Gene Ontology annotation, cellular component: nucleus; cytoplasm. The record is from RefSeq and is a predicted model, not a curated record. Lineage: Eukaryota; Metazoa; Chordata; Aves; Mesitornithiformes; Mesitornithidae. The coding region runs from base 67 to 504 and encodes 145 amino acids.